This is a messenger RNA of Meira miltonrushii, 1249 nucleotides long. Its product is annotated as P-loop containing nucleoside triphosphate hydrolase protein. Lineage: Eukaryota; Fungi; Basidiomycota; Exobasidiomycetes; Exobasidiales; Brachybasidiaceae. The record is from RefSeq and is a predicted model, not a curated record. Gene Ontology annotation, biological process: DNA repair; DNA-templated DNA replication. The transcript has a single exon. Gene Ontology annotation, molecular function: ATP binding; DNA clamp loader activity; ATP hydrolysis activity. Gene Ontology annotation, cellular component: nucleus; DNA replication factor C complex. Bases 40 to 1161 code for a protein of 373 amino acids.
CCUUCUUACGUUCAUCCCAUCAUAGAAGGAUUCGACAACAUGUUCCUUCCACAAAGGCCAAAGAACGAAGGAACAAAGCAGAAAACAGACAAAGAGAAGGCCGAACUGGCAAGAUUACGACCAUGGGUGGAAAAAUAUAGACCAAAAACGAUUGAUGAUGUGACUGCACAAGAGCAUACAGUGACAGUUUUGCAAAAAGCGUUAUUGUCAACCAAUUUACCGCAUAUGCUGUUUUAUGGACCUCCUGGAACGGGUAAAACUUCUACAAUUUUAGCACUUGCAAGACAGUUGUUCGGACCUGAAUUGAUGAAAACAAGAGUAUUGGAAUUAAACGCUUCUGAUGAACGUGGGAUUACGGUCGUACGUGAAAAGAUUAAAUCGUUUGCAAAGUUGGCCGUUAGCAAUGCAAAUUUGGAUUUCCCUUGUCCGCCUUAUAAGAUUGUGAUUUUGGAUGAAGCCGAUAGCAUGACACAUGAUGCUCAAAGUGCAUUGAGACGGAUUAUGGAACAGUACAGCCGUAUCACACGAUUUUGUUUGGUUUGCAAUUAUGUUACCCGAAUUAUCGAACCUCUGGCAAGUAGAUGCAGUAAAUUCCGAUUUCGUACACUAGACAACGUUUCCACAAAAGAUCGUUUACAAAGUAUUGCAGAUGCUGAACAUGUUGCUUUUGAGGAAGGCGUCUUGGACACUUUGAUCAAAACUUCAGAUGGUGAUUUACGUAGAGCGAUCACUUAUCUUCAAUCAGCUUCUCGGCUUCAUAGCGCUGGCGAAAAGACUACGCCGAUUACACCAAAAUCAAUCGUUGAAAUCGCAGGUGUUGUGCCAACGCAAAUCGUGACAGGUCUUGCACGUGCUAUCGGUAUUCCUGCUCGGCCAGACGAAGAUGAGGAUGAAGAUGUUUUGGUGAGCACACGAAAAGGAUCAAGUGAAUUUGAAAAGUUGCGUAGUCAAGUCACAUUCAUUACACGAGAAGGCUAUUCAACAUCACAAUUGUUGAUCCAAUUACACGAUUACAUCAUGGAUCAUGAAACUUUGACUGCUCCACGUAAAGCAAAAUGUGCAAUCGAAUUAGGUCAAACGGAUAAGGAUCUAACCGACGGAGCUGAUGAAGAGCUACAGUUGCUCAAUCUCAGCUUGAAGCUGAAGCGAGCUGUCGCAUGAGUGACAUUUAAGUAAUUCCCUUUUCAUAUUUUUCAUUCAUCCUGUAUCAUUAGUCAUCAAUCGAACGAAAUCGUAAACUAUUUCUGGU